GGAGUCUGCUCCCUCCUCCUCCUCCUCCGCCCCGCAUUGGUAAGAGACGCUUUUCAUAAAAUCCUUGAAGGCCCCUAUUCAGAACGGAGGGGACUAGAGAGAGAGAAGGGAGCAGGUCGCCGGCUGCGGCGCUUUGCACUGGAACUCACCAAGGUGACGGGCUGGGUUUGGUUUUGGCUUUGAGUUUAAGAAGGAAAUACGAUUUCUCCCGACGCCUUCGCGACCCGCAUGUACUGGUGGAGAGAGGUUCUACCAAAAACACGGAAGACAGCAGUAGCGGCUGUCCUGCUGCAAACCUGUCCUGGUCCCAAAUAAGCACUCCUAAAGCGCUGGUGAUGUAGAAGGGCCCCAUGAGAGUCCUUAAGAAGCCUGCAUCCAGUGCACACUUACCUGAGAGGAAACCCGGCGGGUGAGUUCCGUCAUGGGACUCGCUACUACUGAAUAAAGAAACAUACGGCGCUACGAGGCUACUGCCUUACGGGGAGGAGGUCCCGUUGACCUCCGUGGGCCUGUCUCCCCAAUACACCCGCUCUCCUGCGCAGUGCACGUUGACUCCGGCUUAAAUUCCACUUACUUCCGAGUAAGCCUCCACAAACCCGGGCUGCCUACGGCCCGUCCGUGCUUUUGAAACUGCCUCCGCUUCCAUCACUCCUCCCCCAUUCCAAAAGCAUAGCCCAGGAGCGAGUCCCACCGAACUCGGGGGCGCCGACUUCCAAGGACACGUGCUGCGAGCCCAAGUGCGCUGCUUACUGGCGAGGAGACCCCACGCAAGCCAAGCGGGCUCGCCCCCGUCCUGUCGCGCGCCCACCCGAGCGCGGAACCACCCCGCGUGGGCAUUGACCGGCGAGCAAAACGGCAGCGGCGUGAUCGGGCGCCACCGUCGGGGGCGAUUGGCCAGUGGCCGAGAGGAGGAAACGCUCGCCCGCCCCGAGGCAGCUGCAUGCAUGACUGAAACUAGCGAGGGGCAACCCCGCAGGAGGCUGCUGCGCUUCUCCGAGGGGAAAGGAGGGGGAGAAGGAGGAGGGGCGGAGAGAGGUUCGCCCGCGCCGUCGUCGGGGAUCUUGCGCAGCGCGCAGGCGGCUGCGAGUUCCUUCCCGCGGCCCGAGGAGGAGGCGGCGAAGAAGAAGAAGAAGAAGAAGCAGCAGCAGCAGCAGCAGCAGGGAGCUGCCUGCUGCGGGCCUCGUGACUGAGGUGGCUGCUGGCUGCUUUCUGGAUGCCACCAGGCGGGGGAAGAAGGGGCUCUCUCCGCCUCGGUCCUCCCCUUGUGGGCUGCCGUGGAAGUCAACAGGCUGUCAGCAGCGGGCUCAUUUCGUAAGGGAGCCCGCCUGCAAGCGGGAGAGAGAGAGAGAGAGGAGCCCGCCGGCCAGCAGCGAGGCCAGGAGGGAGGCGGCGGCGACGGCAGAGGAGGAGAAAAAAGAAUAACUCCCCCCCCCCCCCCCGCGCGCCCCGCGAACUUCGCCAGUUCUUGCUCCUCGGCGACGCGUGAGGAGAAGGCGGCGGCGAGACCAGAGCGGCCGCCGCCGCUCGCCGAGGAAGUGCCCAGCAGCUCUCCGGUCUCGGCAGCUCUGCAAGAGCUCCAAAGCGGCAGCCCCCGCUCCCGCCCCGCCGGCUCCGUCCAGGACCUGGGCUCCCUCCCCGGCCCAUGUAGACGUCUUGACGCCGCGCAUCGGGCCGCUCGCAAGCAGACCGUCCAGCCAGGCUCUCCCGCGCGAGUGGCUCUGCGGGCCACGGCGUCAGGAGGCGGCGGCUCCCGACUCUGCUUCCCGAAGCCCAGCCGGUCCCUCGGCUGGCUUUCUGCAAAGCUCCGGACGCUUCUUCCCCGAGCGCGCGCCCGCCCCAUUCAACAGUCUCUGAAACCCCAAUUGCUGGAGCUAAAAAUAAACUUGGUGGUUUAAAGCGCGCGCGCGCCCCCCCCCCCCGCCGCCGCCGCCCCUCCUCGGCAUCCCUGCCCCCUGCCCUGCCGCCUCCUCCUCCUCCUCCCCCCGCCCCGCGACCGUGUUUGUGUUUUGACAAAGACGCGAUUUGAACUUCCCACUGCCGCCGCAUCCAAAGGGGAACGGAGUCGCAGUUUUGACCUAUGGAUGUGAUUUUUCCGCCCGGGCACAGAUGCGUGCCCACGGGACGAACAGCCGCCAGGGACUGAAGCUCCUCCGUCGUCUGCACCCGCGGGCUAGGAAGGGACCCCUGCCCAUGGACCUGGCCGGCGUGCUCGCCUCUUCUUGCCUGUAGUUCGGAGACGCCACUUUCAGCCAUGAGAAAGCGGGGCAAAGAGCUGCGCUGCCCGGUCGCUUGCCUCUCUGGCUGAAGAAGACCUCUCCCCACCACCGGCAGCACAAGCCAGGCGAAGUCCAGGGCGCCACCUUCCCGCUGAGGAUCGAUUCCUUCCCCAGCCUGCAGGGAGCCGGUCUUGGCUAUGGGAUCCUAUCUGGUGUACCACAGCCUGGGACUCAUCCUCGGCUGCUCGGUGUUCAGCUCCGUCUACGCGCUGGUGGAUCCAGAUGAUGUGUUGACGAAGGAAGAGCAGAUCUUCCUGCUGCUAAAGGCCAAGGCCAAGUGCGAAUGGCACAUGAAAGCAAAAUGGUCCAAAGUGCAUGAUGGAUUCUGCGCGCCCGAGUGGGAUAACCUCAUCUGUUGGCCGGAAGGAGCCCCAGGCACAGUGGUGGCCAUGCCCUGCCCAGAUUACAUCUACGACUUCAACCAUAAAGGCCAUGCCUAUCGGCAGUGUGACAUGAACGGGAGCUGGGUGUUGGUGUCCAGCCACAACCGCACGUGGGCCAAUUACAGCGAGUGCACCAAGUUCCUCCCCAACGAUACAAAGGAAGGGCUACAGGAAAUCUUCUAUCGCCUUUAUGUGAUUUAUACCAUUGGCUAUUCCAUCUCGUUGGGGUCCCUGACCAUCGCCAUCCUUAUCCUGGGAUACUUCAGGCGCUUGCACUGCACACGGAACUACAUCCACAUGCACCUGUUUGUCUCCUACAUGCUCCGAGCUAUCAGCAUCUUUGUGAAGGACGCGAUCCUGUACUCUGGUUCGGCCCUGGAAGAGACAGAGCGGAUCUCGGAGGAAGACUUCCGGUCCAUCACCGAAGUGCCUCAGGCAGACAAGUCAGAGUUUGUGGGCUGCAAGGUAGCCGUGACUUUGUUCCUUUACUUCCUGGCCACCAACUACUACUGGAUCCUGGUGGAAGGCCUCUACCUCCACAGCCUCAUCUUCAUGGCCUUCUUCUCCGAGAAGAAGUAUCUUUGGGGAUUCACGUUGUUCGGCUGGGGACUCCCUGCAGUAUUUGUCAUGAUCUGGGCCACCUUAAGAGCUACAUUAGCAGACACAGAGUGUUGGGACUUGAGUGCCAGCUAUUUCAAAUGGUUCAUUCAGGUGCCCAUCUUAACGUCAGUUCUGGCAAAUUUUAUCCUUUUUAUCAAAAUUAUCAGAGUCCUAGCAACCAAGCUCCGGGAGACAAAUGCAGGGAGAUGUGACACGAGACAACAAUAUAGGCAGCUGCUGAAAUCUACCCUGGUCCUCAUGCCUCUCUUUGGAGUUCACUAUAUCGUUUUUAUGGCUAUGCCGUACACAGAAGUGUCAGGGAUACUCUGGCAAAUUCAAAUGCACUAUGAAAUGUUCUUCAACUCUUUCCAGGGAUUUUUGGUUGCCAUUAUCUAUUGUUUUUACAAUGGGGAGGUUCAAGCAGAAAUAAAGAAGUCAUGGAGUAGAUGGACACUCGCCCUUGACUUCAAAAGGAAAGCCCGCAGUGGAAGCACCACCUACAGCUACGGACCAAUGGUGUCCCACACCAGCGUCACAAAUGUGACCACAAAAGGGGGAGUCGCCCUUAAUCUCAACACGAAACUCAUUCCAGGUGCCCUAAACGGACACCGGAAUUUGCCAGGAUAUGUCAAAAAUGGCUCCAUUUCUGAGAACUCCAUGCCCUCUUCUGGGCCAGAACACUAUAACAAGGACGAGGAGUACCUCAAUGGUUCGGGACUCUACAAUGGAGACAAGCCAACAGUCCUUGUCGAAGAGGAGAAGGAGACGGUGAUGUAAAUGAAAACAGACAUGGUUGAGACGUCCAGAUAAGAGGUUCCCAGAAAGCCCUGAGUGUUCCAAAGAAUACUCAGCCAAUCACUGAAUGCCAAGGAUCUUCAGGCAGCGGCUCUGUUCUUUAGAACAAGACAUCAGGCUCCUUGUGAAACGUGGGCUCACUGUCUGAUCACGUACACUUUGCUCCGUGUCCUGCACCUCCACAAGGUGUGAAUGAAGGCAAGCAGAGCUCUCUAGCAGAGUUCGCCAGACCUGUUUGAAAAUGAAGGAAAUACUCCGUUUACAAGGACAACCCAAUGGCACUCUAGAGUGUAUCCAGAGCACAACAGAAAUGGGAGGAAAUUGGCUGUGUGUUGUAUUUUGGAGUAAAGAGGGUGAAGGGUAGAACACCAUCAUCCUAUGGUGUUUCAAGUCAUCCCAAGGCAUUCGUGGCUGGUACAUUCCCCUUUUUGAUGCAAAGACAUUGGUUUUGCCACAUGGUAAAUCCACACUGGGAGGGCUUAAACCAGUCAGCCCUGCUUGCCGGUUGCAGCUAACUGGUGCAGACUCGGCAAAAUCUGUGUUCCCUCUUGGAUUAAGAUCCUGUUCCCCAAAGACUCUGCUGCGUGUUCCUCCAGGAACUGGGAAACCAUCCAUCUAAACAGCAUGUUUGUGUGGCAAUUCUUUUUUAACAGCUCCCCAAUGGAAAUGAAAAAGGAAAGGAUCCUUUCUCCAAGUGGACCAGAAACACUGUGGGAGAGAAGUGAACGCCGUUGUAGGAAAGCCACAGUGAGCUCGUUGCCAUAAACUCCAUAUCAGUAUCACUCUUCCGGCUUCUAGGGGUGUAUCUGCACAACACAAAUAUAUCGGUUUCAAUACCUGUUCAACUGUCAUGGUUUCCCCACCACUGUCAAAGAAUCCUGGGAACUGUAGUUCAGUGAACAUACUAGUAGUUCUGUGUUAGAGACCCCCUUGUCCCCUUGCAGAACAAUACUUCCAGUGCUUACGGGGGAGAGGGAGGGACUGUUAUAGCAGUCUGAUGACAUAUAUACAUCCUAAGAAGAGUGGAAGAAGUAAUUGGGAAUUCUUUGGAUAUGAUGUGUUAUCUUAAUGCUGUUAAGCAGCAGUUCUCAAGCUUGGGUCCCCAGAUGUUGUUGGAUUACAACUCCCAUCAGCCCCAGUCACAAUGGCCAAAGGCAUGUGGCCAUUGUGGCUGGGAAUGAAGAGUCAUAAUCCAAGAACUUCUGGAGACCCAAGCUUGAGAACUUCUGUUAUAAGGAACUACAGUUGUUUGAACUGUCAGAGGACCAACCUACAUAGUAGCCACUGUGGGCUUCUGUUUGGGCCACUAGAUGUUUUGGAGGUGCCAAAGCAAGCCCCUUACUGUCCCUGCUACCCAGUUGCCCAUAUUCCAAGCCCAGGCAAGGCCAAUUAAAAACAGGAGAGGCUGAAACUAGACUAAUGAGCUAGAAGGGGAAGAGAGGAGUUAUGCUGCCCAGCAAGGAUACAGGGUCAAGGUCAUCGAUACGGCAAUGGCUAGCACUGGCAUUCCCAGUGUGUUUCAACCAUAUCAUUAUCAAGGGAAUAUUUAACCCCUUCACAAACCUGUUCAAUCCAACUGCAUUGCAGUAACCCCAAGCAAGCUGUCUUAGUCUAACCAGAAUGUUCUCUUGCCCCACAGCUGUGGCCAAGCAUCAACUUGUGGAGGCCUGGCUGCAUCACUACAUCACGGGCCAUUGUAGCUGGGGAUGAUGGGAGUUAAAGUCCAACAACAUCUGGGGACCCAAGUGUGAGAAGCCCUGCCUUAGCUGAAUUGCGGUGGAUGUGUGAUUCCUGUAAUUUUCUACACACUCCUCUUUUUAAAAAGAUAAGGAGACUCUUGCACAGAACUUCUGGGGGAUCCAUUCUCUGCCAAUAAAACAUCUGAAGAGCCCCACUGGAUCAGGCCACAGGCCCAUUGAGUCUAACAUCCUGCUUCAGAAGCAGGACUAGAGGAAGACGGUAGCUAAAAAGUGAAUUCAGUUGACAUCCUUCCUCUCUCACCACCCCACAAAACUGGGAGAUCAAUUCUCAGUGCUCUCCAAAGAGAGAGUUCCCAGAGAGUUCCCAAAGAGAGAGUUCCCAGGAUUCCUUGGGGGAAGCCAUGACACUUCAUCCCCCAUUCUGAGCCACUUUGAGGGCUUCUGGCAAGCUGAGGGAGAGAGAUCUUAAUGCACAAGUAAGUCAGUUAUAUAGUUAAGUAUAUUUAGAACUGGUUUGUGUACAUCCUGUGAAGAUGCUCUAAUCGUCAGAAUGAGAUGGCCCCAAGAGACCCUGGAAAUUAAGAUGGGAUAACGAGGCAUUGCUCGCUGUUUGUUUGAAAGGGAAACCAUUUCAGGGCCUCUGAGGUGUGUUUUGAGUGCCUUUUGUUCCCAUCUGUCUGCUUUAUCCCUUCCUGAGCCAGAUGAACCAUGCAGAUGAAGCAUGCAAGCAGGGCACACUCAAAUUAAAAGUCUGCACCAUGUAUAGCUAAAUUAGUAAAUUGCACAAAUUUUCAUAGCUGGUCUUUUUCUUCUGCAUAACUAACUGCUGCAAUUAUAGUACAAAGUUAAAUCAGUUACGAACGUCUCUCACUGCCAGGGCUCCCAGAUGCUCUGAAUCAGGGGUGCAGAAGUCUAAGCGUUCAAUAGCCACUUAAACAUUGGGUGUUUAAGAAGGCAGGAAGGAGAUUUCUCCUCCUCCAAUCUUGUGUGCUGCUAGAAGGGUAUGGGAGAAGAGCCCCUCCCAAACCCCCAACUGAUGGAAAGCUUAUUCCACCAUCCCUCUGUCUCCCAUGGAAUGCCCUGGCCUCCAUGCAAUGCCAACAUAUGCUCGAGCAUCUCUACACAAUCUUGAGGACUAGAAACUUGCUCUGUUCAAAAGACAUGAAUUGCUGAAUGUGCCGAUGCCACGUUCUGCCAUCUUCCUGCACUUUCCCCAAAGCAUAACACAUGCAAUUCUAGGUUUAAGCCCAAGCAGAUUCUGAUAGAAAUUGAGACGCAUCCUUGGGUUCAUCUGCUCACCUUCAUCUGUACCAAAAUCCUGAUAAGCCCCCUCCAUUCCCCAUGUUGGAAAGAGUCGUAUCUGCCCAUGUGCUCUCCCUUCUGUUCCACUUGGUUAAGCACACAUGGUGGAAGUCGAGCCAUCUUGCAAGGAGAGACAGCGGGCCUGAAAUUCUUAAUGCAAAGUGAGCCUAGAUGGUUGAAAUCGGGGCCAGCAACUCCUGACCCUUCCGGUUUGCCUCUUCCUUGCAGUUGUUUGAGAAAAGGGGUUCCUGCCAACCCAUCGCCAACAUGUGGACACGUAGGACCACAACACCCUAAAUGGACUAUUCCAGUUCUAGAGGGACACAGGUGGUCAUUUGCUGGAAAGCCUCUUCAUGCAUGGGGGGCCAAAGUAUCCAAAAGCUUGCAUUGAUUUUGCAGCGGUUCAUUGCUUUGUUGUAUGGCAGGCAUAUGUUUGAUUAACGCCUGACUAUGAUAGUGUGCUACCUCCAAGGGUCACUUCUGACAUUUUGAUUUAUUGUUUCUUCUUCAUUCAGAGAAAUGCACCCUCGACUCACUCAUGUGGUGAGAAUCCUGACAACCAGAAUGGCUUGUGUUUGCUCCUACUUAGGAGUCCAGUGUGAGCAUGCAAGCCUGCUUGAAGGAAAAGCACCAUGUGCACAUCUGUCCAUGCAAGGGCAUUGUCAGAGCGGUGCCAGAUCAUGCUCACUAACUUCCUUUUUUAAUCUCCCCAGUCUUGUCUUGCUUUUGCAUACUCUCUAAUAUCCACAGCACACACUUCAAUCAAUUCCAAACCUCUUUAACUGUCAUGGUUCCCAAAUUAAGCUACUCUGGACCAGGAAUGCAGAAAUCCAGAUGCCCAAGAGUCACUGGCAGCUGAAGAACUGGGUGAGUUCUUGAAGAAAGCAGGAAGGAGAUUCCUCCCCCCUUCUCUUCUUGCUUGCUGCUAGAAGGGAUGGGAGAAGAGUGAAGGCCUUACAGGUGAAACUCGGAAAAUUAGAAUAUCGUGCAAAAGUCCAUUAAUUUCAG
Hemicordylus capensis (graceful crag lizard) is the source of this 8064-nucleotide messenger RNA. It is a transcript of the gene PTH1R, whose product is annotated as parathyroid hormone 1 receptor. Gene Ontology annotation, cellular component: plasma membrane. Gene Ontology annotation, biological process: adenylate cyclase-activating G protein-coupled receptor signaling pathway; intracellular calcium ion homeostasis; cell surface receptor signaling pathway. The coding region runs from base 2414 to 4036 and encodes 540 amino acids. The record is from RefSeq and is a predicted model, not a curated record. Gene Ontology annotation, molecular function: parathyroid hormone receptor activity; G protein-coupled peptide receptor activity; peptide hormone binding. The transcript has 13 exons. Lineage: Eukaryota; Metazoa; Chordata; Lepidosauria; Squamata; Cordylidae.